Messenger RNA from Lactuca virosa, 702 nucleotides. Lineage: Eukaryota; Viridiplantae; Streptophyta; Magnoliopsida; Asterales; Asteraceae. The record is from the annotation of a GenBank genome assembly.
AUGCAUCACCGCAAAAAUAACUACCUCUCUGUUUCCGUCCUCCUCCUCUCUCUCUUCCUCAUCGGAAUCAUCUUCCACAACGAAGACGUCAGAUCUUUAACACGGUUCACGUUUCAGAAAAUCCAAUCCCAUGAAAAGCCACUUUCAGAGUCGAACAAUAAUGAGCAAAAGAGCUCGAAGUUGUCAUCGACGGCGGAUGCUGCAGCGGAAGACGAUGAAGACAUGGAACAUCCACCGGAAAGCUGCAAUAUUUUCGAUGGGAAAUGGGUUUUUGACGAUUUGACACGCCCUUUGUAUAAAGAAGACGAGUACUGUAAUUUGCCAAAGUUUAGAGGGAAAUUGUUGGUGGAGAAACUGAAGAACAAGAGGCUUAUGUUCGUUGGAGAUUCUUUAAAUAGAAAUCAAUGGGAAUCAAUGGUGUGCAUGGUUCAAUCGGUUGCUAGUUCAGGAAGAAAAAGCUUGAUCCGAACUGGGUCUCUCUCCAUUUUCAGAAUCGAGGAUUAUAAUGCCACAGUGGAAUUUUAUUGGGCCCCAUAUUUGGUACAAUCAAACUCCGAUGACCCAGAGUUGCAUAAUAUUUCAGACAAGAUUAUCAUGCCAAAAUCAAUCAAUAUUCAUGGUCAGAAUUGGAAAAAUGUUGACUAUUUGGUCUUCAACACAUACAUUUGGUGGAUGAACACAGAAAACAUGAAAGUCUCGUAA